CGGGGGUGGGACUGCGAAGGGGGGGGAUUCCCUCCCUCGUGCUCGCGGAGGACUGGCCCCUCUCCGGGCUGGGAGCUCCGGCAGAGCGGAGGCGCGACGGAGAGCACCAGCGCAGGGCGGAGAGCCCGGAGCGGCCGGCCAGAGUACAGCAUUCACUCGGGUGCUGCAGAGAACCAGGGCUGCUCCAAGCCGCCCCGGAGGACCGAUGCGCCGGGUGGGGCGCUGGCCCCGAGGGCGUGAGCCGUCCGCAGAUUGAGCAACUUGGGAACGGGCGGGCCGAGCGCAGGCGAGCCGGGAGCCCAAGACAGUCCCGCAGCUGGCGGGUGAACGAACCGCGCCCUCGCCCCUCCCCGGCCUGCCCCCCCGCCACGACUGGCAGCACCACGGUUGGUUUUUGGAGUAGACCCUGCUGACGUGACAAAGAGAUCUCCCAUGUGACACUCCGAGGUGCCUUUGAGGAAGUCUCUCUUUGAGGACCUCCCUUUGAGCUGAUGGAGAACUGGGCUCCCCACACCCUCUCUGUCCCCAGCUGAGAUUAUGGUGGAUUUGGGCUACGGCCCAGGCCUGGGCCUCCUGCUGCUGACCCAGCCCCGGAGGUGUUAGCAAGAGCCGUGUGCUGUCCACCCUCCCCGAGACCACCCCUCCGACCAGGGGCCUGGAGCUGGCACGUGACUAUGCGGCUUGGGCUGUGUGUGGUGGCCCUGGUUCUGAGCUGGACGCCCCUCACCAUCGGCAGCCGGGGGAUCAAGGGGAAGAGGCAGAGGCGGAUCAGUGCCGAGGGGAGCCAGGCCUGUGCCAAAGGCUGUGAGCUCUGCUCCGAAGUCAACGGCUGCCUUAAGUGCUCUCCCAAGCUGUUCAUCCUGCUGGAGAGGAACGACAUCCGCCAGGUGGGCGUCUGCUUGCCGUCCUGCCCACCUGGAUACUUCGACGCCCGCAACCCGGACAUGAACAAGUGCAUCAAAUGCAAGAUUGAGCACUGCGAGGCCUGCUUCAGCCACAACUUCUGCACCAAGUGCAAGGAGGGCUUGUACCUGCACAAGGGCCGCUGCUAUCCAGCCUGUCCUGAGGGCUCCUCAGCUGCCAAUGGCACCAUGGAGUGCAGUAGUCCUGUGCAAUGUGAAAUGAGUGAGUGGUCCCCCUGGGGGCCCUGCUCCAAGAAGAAGAAGCUCUGUGGUUUCCGGAGGGGCUCCGAGGAGCGGACACGCAGGGUGCUCCAGGCCCCUGGGGGGGACCAUUCUGCCUGCUCUGACACCAAGGAGGCCCGGAGGUGCACAGUGAGGAGGGUGCCGUGUCCUGAGGGGCAGAAGAGGAGGAAGGGAGGCCAGGGCCGGCGGGAGAAUGCCAACAGGAACCUGGCCAGGAAGGAGGGCAAGGAGGCGGGCACUGGCUCUCGAAGACGCAAGGGGCAGCAACAGCAGCAGCAACAAGGGACGGUGGGGCCACUCACAUCUGCAGGGCCCACCUAGGGACAUUGUCCAGCCUCCAGGCCCAUGCAGGAAGAGUUCAGUGCUGCUCUGUGUAAUUAAAGCUUUCCUGAACUGGAAUGUUGGGGGCAAAGCAUACACACACACUCCAUCCAUCCAUUCACACAUAGACACAAUACACACGCACUCAAACCCCUGUCUACAUAGAUAACCAUACAUGCGUGCACACAUGUGUGUGCAUGUACACACAGACAGACACAGACACACACACACACACACACACACACACACACACACACACACAUCCCUGAGGCCACCAGAAGACAUUUCCAUCCCUCGGGCCCAGCAGUACACAUUUGGUUUCCAGUGCUCCCAGUGGACAUGUCAGAGACAAUGCUUCCCACGUCUGAGACCAAACUGCAGAGGGGAGCCUUCUGGAGAAGCUACUGGGAUUGGGCCAGUUGGUGUGGUAGUUGGGAGCCAAGCUUGAGGACUGCUGGUGACCCAGGGAGAAGCCUUCUUCCCGCCCCGGUCGGCACGCCCAGCUGUGUGACUUUAUCGUUGGAGAGUAUUGUUACCCUUCCAUGAUACGUAUCAGGACUAACCUGACUCUGAAAACUGCUUAAAGGUUUAUUUCAAAUUAAAAACAAAAAAUCAACAACAGCAGUAGCCACAGGCACCACAUUCCUUCCUUUGCAGGUGUGAGGAUUGGCAAGGUAUGCAUGGGAGCAAGAAGGGACAGGGCAUUUCAAGAGACCCCAAAUAGCCUGCUGAAUAGAGGGUCAUGCAGAGAAGGACGAAAACGUAGGGGAUGCUCUGAGGGUGGUAAACAGGCUCUCUAUAUCCUCGUUACUCAGAGUGUGGCCUGGGGAAGCAGUGUUGUCACGGGGCAGCUUGUUCGGAAUGAGAAUCUCAGGUCUCAUUCCAGACCUGGUGAGCCAGAGUCUGAAUUGUAACAACAUUCCUGAUGAUUGGCGUGUUAUCCAAAUGUGAGAAGUGCUGCUGUAAUUCCCCUUAAAGGAUGGGACAAAGGGCCCCGGCCAUCUUGCAGCAGGAGGGAUUCUGGUCAGCUAUAAAGGAGGACUUUCCAUCUGGGAGAGGCAGAAUCUGUAUUCAGAAGGGCUAGUGGCACUGCUGGGGGAAAGGGGUGCAUAGGUUCCCAGCGAUGGUUGGGGACAGUCCUGCUCAAAGGGAGGGCAGUGGAUGGAAUGACCCCUUGUGGCAUUCUGAAGUGUGUACCAGGCUCUGGACUACAUGCUAGGUUUCCAGGGAGUAGCCAAACACAGGCCUUGCUCUUUUGGAGCUUGGAGGUUGGUGGGGAAAAUUAUAGGCAUGCACCAAGGAAUCAUACAAACGCAUAUAUAACUACAAAAGGAUGCAGCCAAGGGCAGGUGGCCACUGGCAUCUAUGUACAGCUAGGAAAUAAAAUACUUCCUCUCGGGGAGGCUUCUCAAAGGACAUGAUAUUUGAGCCAAACUCGGGUAGAAGGAUUUAAAACAAAGACAGGUGCUGUCUAAUGGAAAUAUGUGAGCCACAUAUAUUUUUGUCUAGGCAGGGUGGCUCAUAUCGGUAAUCCUAACACUUUGGGAGGCAAAGAUGGGAGGAUGACUUGAGCCCAGGAGUUUGAGACCAGCCUGCGCUGCAUGGUGAAACUACUGGGAUUGGGCCAUCUCUAAAACAAACCAAAAAAAUGUUUUUUCUAGUAGCUACAGUAUAAAAAGGAAAAAGAAAAAGAUGAGGUUAAUUUUAAUUACGUCCAUUAC
Molecule: messenger RNA, 3187 nt
Organism: Callithrix jacchus (white-tufted-ear marmoset)
Lineage: Eukaryota; Metazoa; Chordata; Mammalia; Primates; Cebidae
Gene: RSPO1
Product: R-spondin 1
Source: RefSeq, a predicted model, not a curated record